AUGGAAUCGCACUCGCGCUCGCACCGCCAGCGCCGGCGCCGGAGCAGCGCCGGGGCCGCGGAGGAGGACCGGCUGAGCAGCCUCCCCGACGACCUCCUCCGCGCCCUCCCGCUCAGGCACGCCGCCCGCACCAGCGCGCUCUCCCGGCAGUGGGCGCACCGGUGGCUCCGCGAGCUCGCCGCCUCCCCGGUGCUCGACCUCACCGACCGGGACUUCGCCCGUGGCCAGCUGCCGGCGCGGGCUGCCGCCACGGUGGUGGGCCACUGCCUCCGCCUCCACGCCGAGCUCGGCGCGCCCCUCCACGCGUUCCGCGUUGUGCGGGCGCCGCCGGCCCCGUCGGGUGGGUCGCCGGGUGGGUGGGUCGCGGCCGCCGCGGCUAGCGGCGCCAGGGAGGUGGAGGUGGACCUGGCGCCGCCGUCGCAGGAAGAUGAGGAGGGCGUGCCCGCGCACGACGAUCGCCGAACCGCGGCGCUCCUCGAGCUCCCCGGCGACGUGUUCCAGGCCAGGAACUCGCUGGAGCGGCUCGCGCUCGGCGGCUUCAGCCUCCGCGCCGUCCUGCUCCACGCGGCGGGGCUCGACGGCCUCCGCUCGCUCUCCCUCAGCCACGCCGACGUUACCGACGAGGCGGUCCGGGGCGUGCUCACCGGCUGCCCGGCGCUCGAGUCUCUCACCCUCAGCUGCUGCCACCGCCUCACCUCGGUGAGCGUCGCCAGCGAGAGGCUGCGCGUCCUGGAGCUCGCGGGCUGCCGGGCCGUGCGCGAGCUCCGGGUCGUCGCCGCGCCCGCGCUCGAGUCGCUCACCUUCUACGGCCCCGCCUACGUCAAAGAGGACGACGACGACGGCUGGUACGACGGCCCCGUUGCCUUCUACGCCGGCGCCGCCGCCACGCCGGCCCUGCGGGACGCGUACCUGUCGCACCUCGGCUGUGAAUUCGACUUCGGCGCCGGCUCGGCCUACCCCUCCUUGUACAACGCCGUCGCGCAUGCCCGGAUCUUGACGACUUGCUCUGUCGGCUUGCUGCUUCUUCAUGUUGCAUACGUCGACGGCGAGGCAGAACACAUAGACACGCCGAACCUAGAAGAGCUGCAGCUGGUGAUGAGCUUCUAUUAUCAAGAAGUCGACCGUCUGUUCAGUUUAUUCGCGGUCACCUCGCUUCCGGUGCUCAGACGCCUCUUUGUUCGUUUAAGCUCCCUGGCGGACGUGCAUUACGGUGGCCCACGCAGCUCGGCGGCGGCGGCGGCCGGCGUCGUCUUUGACCAGCUGACCCUGAUCAAGGUGGUGAAUUUGAGAGGGACAGUCAGGCACGAGCUGCGGCUGCUCAGGUUCUUGCUGACGAGGGCUCCCUCCCAGCUGGUGCUGGUCACGGCGGAAGGAGAGGGAGCUCCGGGAGACGAGGAGCUGGAGGCUAUGCGGAAGCGGGUGUCGGGGCUGAGGAAGGCGUCGCGCAGGGCCCGCAUCUCCGUGUGCCGGCCCAACGAAGACGACAGCCCCAACCCUGCACACACGCGGUUCUUCCACGAGUAGUAGCUGACUGAUGGUACUGCAUGUCUGCAUGCUGCUUGAGGAGUGAUUUGAAAUAUAAGCGGUACGGCUCCGUAGCAAAUUAGUGGUGUUUUUAUUUAGGGUGCUCGAUCUGCUUUACUCUCUUAAAUGCUACUCCGUCCGUUCCAAAUUAUAAGACGUUCCAAUAAUUUUGGAAAGUCAAAGUUUUUUUAUG
Panicum virgatum (switchgrass) is the source of this 1717-nucleotide messenger RNA. RefSeq lists its product as uncharacterized. The record is from RefSeq and is a predicted model, not a curated record. The transcript is spliced from 5 exons. NCBI's taxonomy places the organism in Eukaryota, Viridiplantae, Streptophyta, Magnoliopsida, Poales, Poaceae. The coding region runs from base 1 to 1524 and encodes 507 amino acids.